AUGGUCGUUCUCUCUACGGAAUGGCUCGAGCUUGAAGAAGCCCUCGGGAAUCGCCCCCUUCUCAAAGGCUCUCCAGAAGAGAUCAAGAAGCAGUACAGCGGUCUUAUGACUUUCCUUGCAGCUAACCGCCCUCCGCCAGACCCAUAUGUAUCCGCGAACGACAUGACAAUCGCUGGGGUCAAGUGUCGGGUAUACACGCCCGGUUCGCCAGCAACCCCUCGGCCCGUCGGAAUAUACACCCAUGGAGGUGGAUUUGUUUGCGGUGAUCUUGACUCUGAAGAUGCGCUCUGUCGAGUGAUCUCCAAGGCCGUAGACUGCAUUCUCGUCAGUGUAGACUACCGACUUGGCCCUGAGCACAAGCUCCCGGCCAUGCUCCAGGAUACGCUAGCGGUAUACCAAUGGGUAUGGGAAAACGCUUCCCAGCUCGGCGGCAAUCCGGCCGCGUUCUUCUCCAUCGGCGGGAGCGCCGGAGCGGGAUUGGCUCUUGCUGUUGCGAAUCAUUAUGCUCAGCGAGCUGACGGUAGGAAGUAUAUCAAAGGAGUUGUUGCACUAGUACCAUUGGCGUUGCACUGGGAUAAUGUCCCUGCCGAGUAUAAGGGCGACUACACGUCGUAUGACGACAACGCAGACAAUGUCCCCGUUAUCGACAAGUCUACGAUGGAAUCGUUCUAUCAGGCUGUUGCGGCCGAUCCAAAUGAUUCUAACAUCUUCACUGCCUUGUCACCCCAUCUUCCAAAUUUUCCACCUACGUAUAUCUGUACCUGCGGAGCGGACCCCCUCCGCGAUGAUGGAACUAUAAUGGAAAAGUCUCUCAGGAAGUCUGGUGUUCCAACGAAGCUGUCAACAUAUCCAAAUCUACCUCACUAUUUUUGGAUCUUCCCGGACCUGGAAGCUAGUGGAGGGUUCAUCAAUGAUGUGAUUUCCGGGACUAACUGGGUCAUUUCGCAGUUCCCGACUUUGAAUUAG
Messenger RNA from Aspergillus pseudonomiae, 966 nucleotides. RefSeq names its product alpha/beta hydrolase. Gene Ontology annotation, molecular function: hydrolase activity. The record is from RefSeq and is a predicted model, not a curated record. Lineage: Eukaryota; Fungi; Ascomycota; Eurotiomycetes; Eurotiales; Aspergillaceae. Bases 1 to 966 code for a protein of 321 amino acids. The transcript has 5 exons.